Molecule: messenger RNA, 4280 nt
Organism: Harpia harpyja (harpy eagle)
Lineage: Eukaryota; Metazoa; Chordata; Aves; Accipitriformes; Accipitridae
Gene: TMEM240
Product: transmembrane protein 240
Exons: 3
Coding region: 1165-1713 (182 amino acids)
Source: RefSeq, a predicted model, not a curated record
GUGGGGUCAGGGUCACUGGGGCUAUUUGAGGCUGAAGCUGUUGCUUGUCACUUUAUGCCAGGAGCAAGGUAGCAAUUUGUCGAAGUGACCUCGCUAUGCUGGGCCCUGGCAGGUGCUUUUCAGGUCUGUGAUGGCAGAAGGGAGUUGUGGCCUCUUGCUGGACACAGCAGAAGAGAGAAGGUGCUUGUGAAGGCUGUGCUGUGCAAAGUUUUCAGUGACUGCCGGUGGCUGCGGGGACUGGACCCCAUGGCCGUGCGGUGCUGGGAGGUAAUGCUGUUUGGAGUUACACGUGCAAACUGCCCUUCUCUCCCACCCAGUGCAAAGAAGCAGGCGAUCAAGGCCGAUGCGUAUUUGCGGUCCGUUAAGUGGCGACAUCCACCGAGCCACGCUUUUCAGUCUGAGCCAACGUGGGCUGGACAGUGCCUUUGCCGUAGGAGUGGUCCUGCUCCGAGAGCCGAGACGGAUGCUCCUCUGGGCUGUGAGUGGGAGCAGAUGUACUCACGUGUGCAAGUGGGGUGUCACUGUUAGGCUGGACCGGUGCUUUCCCACUCAGCUGCCCUUGCUGGCAGCACUAGAGCCAGGGAAGGCAAAGCUGCCAGAACCCCUGAGGCCAGUCGAAGUGCAUCUACAGCUGUUCGGUGGGAAAACGGUCCUGCCAGUUCCCUGGGAAGGGAAGCUGGUGUAGUGAUGGUGCGUGGAGUAAGAACAUCAGCAGAGAGACAAGGCUGGCCCUGGUACCUGCUACUGAUACGGAGCCCGCGCAGACACGCCUGCUAUGAUGGGGACUGUUCUUCUCUUAACAUCUGCCUUCUUGCCGGGGGAAGAAGGGGUGACAGCCACAUUUACACUCCUGCUGGCUCCUGUUGAUGCCAUGCGGGAAUGUGCCUGCUGGAGCAGAUCCGUGGGGGAGCUUGGCACUCUCUGUCCUCAGCAUGUGGAGAUAUUCAGGCUGUCCAAAUCAUUAUGCUGGGGCCUGCUUGCAUGCAGGCAGCCCAGCCCCUCCGGUCCUACCUCCUUGGGAUGCACCGAUUCCCAGGAGAGAGCAGGGCUCUGGAGGACUGCAGAAGUGUAGCGCUGCCCCAGUCCGAAUGUCUCUGUCCCAGCCAGUAAAGGGUCCUCUCUGGAAGCAGAGAGCUGGCAGCAGAUCAGGAGCUGGGUGAUGUCAUGCAAAGGAAAAACACCAAAGGGCGUCCGUGGAGGCAGGGUGAGUUGGAGAGAACAGAUGACACCUGCGUGGAGCAAGGACCCGUCAAAACAGCCUGGGGGCCUUGGAAGUUCCCCGUCUGGGAAAGGACAGGGACCUCAGGAGCUCUGGCGUGUAUUCCCUUUGCCACUGACCUUCUGAGUGACCUUGGGCAUCAUGUCCAUUAUGUUAUUCCAUAUGAUGGGGAUCAGUCAGUGGUGGACUCCUCGGAGAAUUACUUUGUGACUGACAAUGUAACCAAGCAAGAGAUUGAUCUGAUGCUGGGACUUUUGCUGGGCUUUUGUAUAAGCUGGUUUCUGGUGUGGAUGGAUGGGGUUCUCCAUUAUGCAGUGCGAGCCUGGAGAACUAGCCGACGGUAUGACAAUUCCUGGUCUUGGAUUCCAAAAUUUUGUAACUUAAAGGAGUUCAGAAAACGUCAUCACAGGCAGUACGAGGAGGCGACUGGGAACAUGGUGCACAUCAAACAGAAGCUGUACCAUAAUGGGCACCCUAGCCCACGGCACCUCUGAGGAAUGCCUUCCCCUCCAGAGACUGCAGUGAGGUUUUAAAAAGGACUUUGCUCUUCUUCCAGGGGAACAGCUACUAGUUUGCUCCUCUAUGGAAGCCAACCGAGGACACAAUUUUACUUAUCCAUCCUGUGUGUUCCUGUGGCACACCACGAUGCACAACUAAGCCAGUCCUGGAUGCUACGCAACCAAGACAUUGCACUGUGUUCCACAUUUUAUUGUCAGACUUGUGUAUAUAUGUAAAAAGCAGACAAACAAAAACAAACAAAAAAGAGAAAAGAGAUUUGCAUUAUACUUUCAACCCCCCUUUCCCUGGCAUUCACGGCUGUCCUGCACAUCCAGCUACCCUAUGGGGAAUGUUGGCCAAGGGUACGGAGGUGGGACAACAUGAAGAAGAUGCAGAGUUUCUCAUCCAAGAGCUCAAGUCCCCCGUUUCUUUGGUCCUUUGGCUUGGUUUUGCUGUGCUCUGUUCCUUCCGUUGCUAGAAUGGCUUGGCUGGUCACAGGUUUGGAUGGGGACUGCUGCCAGCUGGUCAUGAAGGCACAGUGUCUCUUUUGCUUUGGUUCAUGUUUUGGGGAGUUGCUGGGGGGGAAGGAAGGCCUGGGAAUAUAUAACUGAUUUGUCGUUUGCAUUGCUAUACCCUGAAACCUGCCUUAAGCAAUCCAAGAAAUCUUAGUACCAGGGGAACAGUACUAUAAGGUAUUAGUCCAUUUAACAGGGCUGGUGCUGGCUGGUUUACGCCACUUUUAUAUUGGUGGUACCUUGCUGAUGUCAGUGCUGUUAUUCUUCACUAAUGCUAGAGAGGAGUCCCUCCUGGUAUGCGGGGAGAAGCGUAUCGAGUUGAAUGGUGUUAGAUCUGACUUGCACCCUGAUCAUACCCCUCUGCUGCAAAAGCACGUUCCCCCCCCCCUUCCCUGGGAGGAAAGGAGCUACUCUCCCCCUCUUCUUAGAGGGUGAGAGCCUGGGGCCCUGGUUAAUACCACCCUAAGAAACACUGACAGUGCAGUGAGAGGGUCCUGUUAACAGUCUCACUCUUCCUGCACGUGAACAGCCACCUCUCUCCUUCUGCUACUGCUCCAAGCUGAAAUAGCACUUCUGCAGCAGGUUGGGCUUGGCUUGAGGAACACAGAGAGGCACGGACCUGAAGCCAAACUCAUCUACGGCAUCAAACGUCCCAAUAAUGGGUUGAAUCAAAGUACGAGGAAGCUCUAACAUGGUUUUGCCUUUCCUUCCCCUGGUCGCAGCUUAGGUGUGGGUUUCGAGGUAGCUAGCAAGCGUCUGAAACCAACCUCCACAUCCGAAGACCUCCUUCGCUUCCAGUCAGAGUUGCCUGAAGGAGUUGAUAAAGCCCGUGGGUACCUAGACGGCACAGUGGUAUCUGAUUCCUGUAGCAGUCAUGUUCUGCUGGGGGAGAAAAGCAAAUGCACCCAGACCGCAUUGCUUUUGCGCAUGCUGGGCAGCAGUCAGCAGUAGCCCUGCUGGCUGCAGUGGGAAGAGAGAGAUUUUUAUUGAGAGGAAUAAGGGAGGGAGGCACUAGCCCCAAGAAUUUAAGGUGGUAGCCCUGAAUCCCAAUCAUUUCUCCUUCAUCCAUCAUUUUGUAUUGAGAGGGCUUGUGCUUAAAUGGGGAAAACAUCCAGAACAAAAGGAUGAUGAAUAUUAUCAGAAGCUGCUGGUUUCUUCCAUGGAUUCCUUGACUCUGCCAGUGGCCUCCUAUUGUUUGAUUGCAAUGUCUGUGAAGAGAAAAGGACACCAUGACUCCCAGCUCUUUUCCUCCCUGCUUCAGCUUCUGUGUCUUGGGUUUGGUUUUUUUUUUUUUUCAUUGUUUCCUAUGCCCAGGAUCAGUUCAGUUAUUUACACGCCCCAAAGCUGGCCAAGAGCCAAACUUACCUGUUUCUCUGCCAUUCUUACCUUUGCUAUUCCCUAGUGCCUCUUGUCUUGGAGCCCCAGUUUCUGUCUGGGCCUAAUAAUUGCCUGGUCUAUACUUAUGUCUGUCUGCUUGACUGUCUGUCAUUCAGGACUUCCUAUGGUUGUAAUGUCUGCAGCCACCUGUUAGUAUCUAAAGAAUGACUUUUCCUUAAGCAGCUCCUUUCCAAGAUACAUGGCUUUGCAACCUCCCUCACUGUAGGAGCUUUGCGCAUUUGACCAUAUGGGCUCAUCCUCAAGUGGCAUAAGAUGCUCACUUCAAUGGAGUGUUUCUCAUACAAUGCCAGAUGAGAUCUGGCCAAACAGCUGUUCGGUUUGCCCUUGUGUGAUGGCACACACUUAACUGACAGCAAAGAAUAGGUACUGUAUUAUAAAACAGGUAGAUGUCACGGACAUGUCUUCAGAUGGGACAACGUUUUGCGGGGGAGAAAAUUCCAUCGUGAUAAGGACAAAUACUGAGUCUCUGGAACUAGUUGUGGGGAAAAAAAGCACUUUAAAUAAUCUUCCCACUUGGAGCCUCUCACUAGAGAGACUUAAGGCAGUGACCUAAACUGAGACUGAACUGAAAGUCUGGUUCUGCCCUGCUCUAGCAACUGACCUUAGUUGAAAUGUCAUUAAAUAUUAAACUUACAACUGGAAAGAGUGAA